Messenger RNA from Drosophila santomea, 2160 nucleotides. It is a transcript of the gene Oatp58Da, whose product is annotated as solute carrier organic anion transporter family member 74D. Gene Ontology annotation, molecular function: protein binding. The record is from RefSeq and is a predicted model, not a curated record. Lineage: Eukaryota; Metazoa; Arthropoda; Insecta; Diptera; Drosophilidae. Gene Ontology annotation, cellular component: membrane. The coding region runs from base 42 to 2105 and encodes 687 amino acids. Gene Ontology annotation, biological process: sodium-independent organic anion transport; transmembrane transport. The transcript has 6 exons.
GAGCCAGUUCGUUCGAGUUGCUCAGAGGUGAAAGUUGAGACAUGACAGAGGAGCUGCGAAAGGACACCUUGGAGGCAAGUGAAACAUUGCCCUUUAUUGAAAAGCCCUUUGCAAUAUCGGAUGAUGUCAAGAAAUCUGUUCCCGAAAAUGAAACGGAAGUGGAAGAUGGUGGUAAGGAUACUCACUGUGGUUUCUGGAUAUUGAAGGGCCCUUCUAUGCAAAAAUUUGCCACUGAGAAGAUGUACGUUAUUCUAUAUGGACUGGCUGGCUGUGUGAUGACAAUGACUUUUGCCUACUUUAAUGCGACGAUAACGACCUUGGAGAAGCGCUAUAAGAUACCCACAAAGGUUUCCGGUAUUAUCUCGGUGGGAAACGAUAUCAGUACCAUGCUAACGGCCGCAAUCCUGGGCUAUUAUGCCGGUCAUGGGCAUCGACCUCGCUGGAUGGGCAUAGGAUUGCUUACCAUCGUGGCCUUCUGCCUGCUUACCAGCUCACUGCAUUUUCUUUACGGAGCUGGCGAGGAUGCCCUCAAGUUAACCCGAGAAUUCGGCCAGGUUAACGAAACGUUGGCCAGUCAGGAGCGGGACAAGAAGUUGUGCCAAGCCAGUGCAGGAGGAUGUGUCCAGGAGGAGGUGGGUCAGUGGGUGCCCCAAGUCUUCCUGUUUGCGGCCCAACUAAUCGCGGGCGUGGGGCAGGCUCUGUUCUAUACCCUGGGCAUAGCCUACAUGGACGACAAUGCCAGCAAGUCCAAGACACCCGCCAUGCUGAGCAUGUCCACCUUCUUGAGGAUGCUGGGUCCAGCUAUUGGCUACUCUUUAGCUGCUCUCUGCCUGCGCCUAUAUAUUGAGCCUACUUUGGAGCCACUGAUUGGGCGGGAGGAUCCCCGCUGGUUGGGCGCCUGGUGGCUGGGCUGGCUAGUACUGGCUGCAAUGACCUUGGUCUCGGCCAUCCUGCUGCUUAUGUUCCCCAAGGAGCUGCCCAGCUCGAAGCAGAGACGCCUACAACUGAAGCAGACUGAACGGAAGCAGUCACUGCCACUGAAAGAGCGAUCCUUUGGUGACAUGAUGAAGACAGUCAGGAAACUGUCGAAGAACAAGGUGUACAUCUACAACACCAUGGCAUCCAUACUCUACUUCUUCGGCUACAUGGCCUACUGGAUAUUCACACCCAAGUACAUAGAAACGCAGUAUAGACAGUCAGCGGCCAUGGCGACGAUGGCAACGGGAACAGUGGCUCUGGGAUUCUCUGCCGCCGGAGUCCUCAUCUCGGGAUAUGUGAUCUCCAAGUACAGACCGAGUGCCAGGGCAAUGGCCUGUUGGAACGCCAUCGUGGACUUUGUGACGGUGGCCGGAAUCCUGUGCUAUGUUGCCAUCGGAUGUGAGGGUAGCGACAGGUUGAACAGCCUGACCACCCUGUCCGCCGGGAGCAGCUGCAGUGCGUCCUGCCACUGCGACUACGUGCACUAUGCUCCCGUUUGCAGUCCGGACAACAUCACCUUCAUCUCCGCCUGCCAUGCGGGAUGUACGGAAAGGACGAAGGAUGCGCUGGGAAGGACCAUUUACACAGGGUGCCAGUGCCUGGGCUCUUCACGUUUGAGCCCUGAACCGGAGUCCCAAUUCGCCGUGGAUGGCACCUGUCCAGUCGACUGCUUCAAUGAGUUCCUUAUCUUUUUGGGCGUAAUGUGCUUCCUGAAACUCGUGGGCGCAUCUAGUAAAUCGACGAACCUGCUCAUCGCCCUGCGCUGCAUGCCCCCCGAGGAGAAGACCUUCGCCCUGGGAUUGGGCUCCAUGGUGGCUUCUCUGCUGGGCUUUAUCCCCAGUCCGGUUUUCUUCGGUUGGCUGAUAGACAACUACUGCUUGGUGUGGGGCAAGACCUGCUCCAACAAGGGAAAUUGUUGGCUCUAUGACACGAAAUCCUUAAGAUAUGCCUUAAAUCUUUCGGCUGCAGUGUUUAUAUUCUUGGGCGGUUUCUUGAAUAUUGCAGUAUGGUAUCAUGCAAAGGAUCUUAAGAUUUUCGAUGAUGAGCAGUCACCCAAAGACAGUUUAAAGAACAAGAACAAUGAGAUGGAAAUGAAACCCAUUGAUUCGAAACCACUGGAGAAUUAAAAUGUAAUUAUUUGUUAAGCUAAAUAAACGAGCUUUGAGUGUAGCUUCAAGUUUC